UGUAAACAAACUGUUUGUGACAUGUUAUUAUAAUGGCUACCUCUAAAACUAGUUUACUUAUAAUAUUAGUAAUUUAUUUUGCAAAUUAUGUUGUUGGAAAUGUGAUAGUUGACACUAAAUCUGGUAAAGUAGAAGGAAAAGAAGUGAACUCAAUCAUUCCUGAUAAGAAAUAUUAUUCUUUUUUGAGUAUACCUUAUGCUCAAGCGCCAAUUGGUGAACUCCGAUUUAAGGCACCUGUCCCUCAUCCAGGUUGGAAUGAUGUUUUAGAAGCGAAAAAAGAAAAAAAACAUUGCGCUCAGCAUAAUUUACCCAUUAGACAAAUUAAAACAUAUGGAUUUUGUGGAGUUGAGGAUUGCUUACAUUUAAGUAUUCAUACUCCAAACCUACCGGAUAAUAAGGAUUCAAAACUACCUGUAAUUGUUUUCCUUUAUAAUGAAAAUUUCAAAGUAUCUUAUAAUGCAUCAAAAGAGUAUGGGCCUGAUUUUUUAAUGAACGAAGACGUUAUUCUUGUUACUAUAAAUCACAGAUUGGGGGCGUUAGGAUUUGUGUCAUUUGAAGAUGAACUUAUUCCAGGUAACAACGGUAUAAGGGAUAUUAUAUUGGCUUUAAAGUGGAUAAAAGAUAAUAUUAGUUAUUUUGCUGGAGAUCCUCUAAAAGUAACUCUUAUGGGCAAUACUGGUGGUGCAGCAAUAGUUGAUAUAUUAUUACACUCACCAAAAGCUAAAGGUUUAUUCAGUGGAGCAAUAAUGCAAGGCGAUUCGUCAUUUAAUCCGCUAUAUUUCGAUGAAAAUCCUAAGAAACGUGCCAUAUCUCUGACUGAAACGCUCGAGGAUAAAGCGACGACAAGCGCAUCUUUUAUUGAACGUCUAUCAGAAGUACCAGCUAUAAAAAUUACAGAUUCUGAAUUUUACGUUAUUCAUGCCGAUGAAGCUAGAGCUAUUCAAAGAGGUAUAUUACCAUUUGGCCCAGUAGCUGAAAUCGAGCAUGAUGAUGCUAUAAUUACUAAAAUACCAGAAAAAAAUCCCAUAGAAUUGCCUGUACCUGUAAUGAUUGGAUUUAACUCCAGACAAUCAAUGGAACUAAAUUCGCGUUAUCUGCAUAGCCCUCAAUACCUAACAUUCGCUGACAGAGAUUUUCUUAUUUUGUUUCCGAAGAGGGUUGGCUAUCAUUUUCAGAUUCACGAUGAGGUAUAUAAUAAAGCUAUAGAAGAAAUCAAAAAAUUUUAUUUUGAUGAAGGAUAUAUAAAAGUUAGUAAACCAGGAGAAUAUUUAAGCUAUAUAGGAGACAUCUUGAAUUUCUAUAAUAUCGAUUAUACUGUUCGAACAUAUACAAACACAUCUAGUACGCCUAUUUACUACUACAUGUUUGACUACAGCGGAGAAUUGAACUUCAGAAAAAGAAUGAUUUUGGAAGAUACUAUAAACUUCGAUGGAACGUGGGGAGCAUCGGUAGGGGACGAACUAUGUUAUUUAUUUGUAUGCAAUAAAUGGAGAAAACAGUAUAAGAAAUUAUUGGAAAACGAAGAUUCAGAAGAAAUAAAAGUAUUAAAAAACAUGGUCAAAAUGGUCACAGAUUUUGCUAAGACUGGCAAUCCAACUCCUCCAGGAAGUGAAUUCACUUGGAAGCCAGCUACGAAGGAAAAUAGGGAAUGUUUGGUCAUUUCCGACGAAUUAAAAAUUGUGUCGAAGCUAUACGAUGAUAAAAUCAAAUUCUGGGAUGAAUUUAUGGAAAAAUAUGAAAAAAUGGCAGUAGAUGGCGUUGUUAAAGAUGUUGUGAAAGAUGAAUUAUAAUUAAGAAAUACUAUUUUCUCAUUUAUCAAUAAAG
Molecule: messenger RNA, 1824 nt
Organism: Vanessa atalanta (red admiral)
Lineage: Eukaryota; Metazoa; Arthropoda; Insecta; Lepidoptera; Nymphalidae
Product: juvenile hormone esterase-like
Exons: 3
Coding region: 33-1790 (585 amino acids)
Source: RefSeq, a predicted model, not a curated record